Messenger RNA from Symbiodinium natans, 1023 nucleotides. The record is from the annotation of a GenBank genome assembly. NCBI's taxonomy places the organism in Eukaryota, Dinophyceae, Suessiales, Symbiodiniaceae.
AUGUUGGGCCAGAAGAGGCCCUAUGACCCUGGAGGUUACGAAGCCUAUGGAGCUUGUGGUGGCUGCGGUGGGUGGCACGAUGCUCCGUCGCCAUCCACUGGCAGUGCCGAGAGCAAGAAGCCCAGGUCAGAGCCUGCAGCUAUGACUCCUGACGAGGCCGAGUUCUUCCGCCUGACGGGCAUCAAGCCAGAGCGCUGGAAGGAGCAAGUGGAGGAGGUUCAAGCCAGCCAUGGUCAACCCCCAGGCGCAAGAGCCGAGGUGCCGACAUUUCCCGCCCAGGUGACGCCUGAGAGUAUGCCGAGCAUGUCUGUAGCCGCUGAGUCGCCUUCGCCUGUUCCCUCACUCCCAACGAUGCCGCAGGCUGCCAUGGGCAUGCCUCCCGGCGGACUUUCGGCUUCUCAGUGGAGACCCGAUGCAGUCGGGGAGGAGUCCUUCGCGCCGGCGAGUAGCCAGUCCGUGUUUGGUGUGCCUCCAGUUGCUGCCGUCAACGAACUCGGAAUGGCGCAACAGAUGCUUCUAGGUCAGAUGAUGCAACAGCAGAUGAUGAUGCAAAUGAUGUCACAGUCAGCUGGUUUCGGCCAACCUCAAGACGAGGUAAAGGAGGAGGACCCACUCAACCCUGACAAUGAUCCCAAUAGGUUCUCUGGACGGAUCAAAGGCUUCUAUGAAAUUGCUUCUGGUGGUGGCUAUGGUUUCAUCGAUUGUGAAGCAGCCAGGAUUAAGUACGGGCGCGAUGUGUACCUGCACUCGAGGCAAAUGGGUGAUGCGAAAGUUGGUGAGCUGAUUAGCUUCACCAUCGUCCGGAAUGCCAAAGGCGAGCCACAGGCCAGGAACGUCAUGCGGGCAGAGGAGGCCAUGGCCCUCAAAGCGAAGAUUCAAGCACGAGAGAGACGAGAGCAGGAGCAAAAGAAGCAAAAGCACCAAGCGCUUGAAAAGGUCACAGUAGCGGAGAAGAGGACUGGUGUCAUGACGGAGGAAGAGGCAAAGCGAUUCCAGGCCUCGCUGCGGAAGAACAGACAGUAG